CCGGGAAAGCUCAGUUUGUGCAUGAGGAGUGAGAUCUCUGAAGUCGUUGAAGUGUAAGGUAAAAUAUGGAGAAAAUCACAGAGAAGCUUCUACUGGAGAAAUGCUCUCCAAAGACCAACAAGCUGGAGCAAAUCAAGACACUGAACCUAUCCAAGAUGGCUCUGAAGCAUCAGGAUUUGUCCACCAAGUUGCUGUCCCGUCUUCAGUCCCUGGAGCGUUUGGAUCUGUCUGGAAACCGGCUGCAGGAGUUACCAAAGAACCUGAAGCUGCCCGCGCUCCGCUACCUGGACCUCAGCGACAACCAGAUGGAGGACGUAACAACCCUGGAGUCUGUGGGUGGUGUUGAGGAGCUCAAGAUGGAGGACAACCUUUACAUCACUGUCAGUGAUAACUACAAGAUGAUGGUGUUGUUGCCCAAGUUGAGGAUUUUCAACAGUAAAGAUGUCACAACCACUGCCAACCACAUCCGCUUCGUCUACAGCGAGAACCUGAGGACCAGGAUUGUUGCAGUUUGGGAGAAGAGCUUCAGCCUCCCUGAUCCCAUCACAGCAGAGAGCAUGUCUGCGUUGGAGACAAAGUUUGUCAACGUGGCCCGUCAGCAGGUUAAAUAUGGACCCAAUUCAGUCAGCGACUUCACCAAAUGGAGGGUGGAGAUUUUGGCCAAGGAGUAUCUGCUCUCUCUGACGGAACCAAAAGAUGAAGCCGAGGGGGAGGAGUCUAACAAAACUCAAGAGAACUGUUAUGUCUCAACACCUACCAAGAGGAGACAAACAGAUUCAGAGACAGAGGACAACAUCACACCUGGUAAGAGACCAUGUGCAGAUCUCCCAGCCUCCCCAGCUCCAGGCAGUGCUCAGAAGUCCAGGGGCCGCCCCAGACUUCAGGCGCUCCCAGCCUCCGCAGCUCAUCAAGGCAGUGCUCAGAAGUCCAGGGGCCGCCCCAGACUUCAGGCGCUCCCAGCCUCCCCAGCUCCAGGCGGUGCUCAGAAGUCCAGGGGCCGCCCCAGACUUCAGGAACUAACACAGACUGUGAGGAUGAGCCCUCGCAAAGUGGCUCAGCCUCCUUCUACCCCCACCAGAGGACAGAGGGGAUCAAAGUCUCCCAGAAGAGGCUCCAACGUGGGACAAAGUGAAGAGGAUCUGCAAAAAAGAGUUUAAAGCCAAAGCGCUGUUGUGUCUUUGUCUAUGUAUCCUUCAUAACAGCCGGUGCACCUGAAGCCUCUCCACGUCCUCCAGUGUCACAGUAAACAGGACAACUCUGAGGAUUUCUCCACCCAGCUGUGGGCCUGUGCUUUCCAGCCGCUGCCAGAUUCAACAGGGGCUGGGGGAAGCCGUCUGGUUGCUACUUGUGGAGGAGACUCUCUCUGUGUGAUCGACUGUGAGACGGGGAUGGUGAUGAAGAAGUACAAAGUCCCUGGCGAGGAGUUCUUCUCUCUGGCCUGGUCCACAGUGUUGAUGUCCAGAGGGGGCGGGGCCUCGGCUCAGCACUGCAGCAUUCUGGCGGCCGGUGGUAAGAGAGGCCUGGUCAAACUGAUCCACCCCAGGAACAACGUGGCCUACGGGGAGUUCAGGGCGAGCCGCAAAGCUCUGUCCGUCCUUCGUUUCAACCACCACCAGGGAAACUUCCUGUUCACGGGAUCAUACGAUAACAAGAUAGUGAUGUGGGACAUCGGUGGAGUGGACGGCCAGUACAACUUCAAAGUAAAUCAGCUUCUGAUGUUAGAGGUCAGUGCCACCCCUCUGCACAUCUGCCUGCCCCCGAAAUCCCCAAACGUACACCUGCUGACGGCCUGUGAGGACGGCCUGCACUUCUACAACACGCAGCUGGGCACCACCAACAGCUCAAAGAGCAGGUCAAAAGAAAUGGAGGUAACGUUCCCGAUCUAUAAGAAGGAGGACAAAGACAAUGACUACCACACCAUCGAUGGCCUCAGUUUUCUCACUGAUGACAUAGUUGCCUCCAAGAACUACAUGCAUGGCUCCAUCUACCUGUGGAGCUGGAGCAGGACGAAGGCUCAGCGCCCCGAUAAGAAGAACAACGAGGUGUGUGCCGUGGUGUUGGCCGAGCUGCAGUGGGCCAGCACGGAGAUCCCGUACCUGGCUCUCAACACUUGUCCUGGCCAGGCCUACAUCGUGUGUGGAGAUGACAAGGGCAGGCUGUGGACCUACCACGUCACCGACCUGCAGAAAAACACUUUCCAGGCUGGAAAACCCGUCCUGCCUACUGAGGUGUUGGAGUGGCCGGCCCCGAUGAGGACGGGCCUCGGCCAGGUGGAGGGCCCCUCCAUCAACAGCGUAGCUAUGGACCCGGAGCUCAACUUCCUGGUGGCUCUUAGCGACAAGAACAUGGUGAUCGUGUGGAAGAGAGACGAGUCACCAUGAGCAACGUGAAGGACUGAGAGACUGCAGCUCAUAAGCAGACGACUUGAAGAUCUGCUGGUUUCAUGUAAACCUUCAUCUUUUUGUACUCUGGAAAGACGAGUUUACCAAGUUUUUUUAGGUUAAAUAGACUGUUGAAGGCUCAAUGAAGUAACCUGAUUCUAAUCCCCUGUAAAGGGGAAAUUAACCUUUAUGUGCUCUCUGUCAGAGCAUGAACAUAAACUCUCAGGUUCACAGAAGAUUAGAGAUGUAGGCAAAGAUGCUGCUUGUGUAAAGUAGCAUAGCCAAGGUGAUGAAAUGUUCACUUUGUGCCACAGAAUUAUUUGAAUUAGUUCUGUUUUAUGUGUCAACAUUUCAAAAACUUAAUUUAAGUCUACUUUAAAAACAAUUGUGCAACAUGGGCAGCAUAAAGAGCUAUAGGUUGACCUCAGGUCUUUUUGGAUUUUGUUGUUUAAUUUGAUCGAUUUUCCAUUUUAAAUUUACUUCUUCUUGGCUUAAAUAAAAAUGCUGCUUUUAAAUAUUUGUCCAGAAACACAACUCCAAAAUAAUUUGUUGCUAGGCUACUGUAAAAAGUAAUUCAUAUCAGGAUUCUGUUUUCAUCUUUUCAAGAAGAUUCCCAAGAAGAGAAGCAAAAAAAACAAAAUCAGUGCCGGUUUAAUCGUGAACACAAUUCAACGUUUCAUUGGGUCUCUCAUGCACUGUGAUAUGUAUAAUGUUUUUUUGUACAUAUUUUUAUUGUACAUAUUUUUUAUGAAUAACUGAAUGUACACAGACCUUGUCUACUUUUUUUUAGGCCAAUGUUUUGACCUCUGUGAACUUUUAAAUGUUAUAACAAUAAGGAGUGCAAACUCUCCUCUCUGUUAUUACUGCUGUGAGGCAUGAAGAGUAGAAAUGCAGCCUUACAAAAACAACUCUUCAUGUUAUGUAAAGUUGUACAAACAUCUUGUUUAAUAAAAAAAAAAAGUCUCAGCACAUA
This is a messenger RNA of Labrus bergylta (ballan wrasse), 3354 nucleotides long. NCBI's taxonomy places the organism in Eukaryota, Metazoa, Chordata, Actinopteri, Labriformes, Labridae. The record is from RefSeq and is a predicted model, not a curated record.